Messenger RNA from Neopsephotus bourkii (Bourke's parrot), 891 nucleotides. RefSeq names its product transmembrane protein 61 (gene TMEM61). The record is from RefSeq and is a predicted model, not a curated record. Bases 1 to 816 code for a protein of 271 amino acids. The transcript has 3 exons. NCBI's taxonomy places the organism in Eukaryota, Metazoa, Chordata, Aves, Psittaciformes, Psittacidae.
AUGGGCGCAUCCCCCCUCCCCUCCCGCCCCGCACCGCCCCCCGGCCCCGCCCGCCCCGCGGGCCGGGCUCCGCGGGAGCCGCCGCUCGGCCGGAGCGGGGCUGGCGGCGGCGGGACUUGGGCUCUCUCAUGCCUUGCCUCCCUCUUCCCCCCUGCUAAACCCUCCUUCCCAAGGAUGGCGGCCGCCUCAUUCCGCUAUGGCAUGACCAUCACCGGGGCCGUGCUGCUGGUGACGGGGACGCUGUGCUUCGCCUGGUGGAGCGAUGGGGAGGUGGGAUCAUCAGCCAGCACCGGCGCUCACCUCCUGCCUCCCCGGGAGGCCGAGGCCGUGCCCAGCUCCUCCUCCUCCAGCGCCCUGCUCCGCUCCAUCAGCUUCUUCUGCUGCGGCAUCGGCGGCAUCCUGCUCCUCUUUGGGCUCCUCUGGUCCGUGAAAGCCAACGCCAGGGUGGUUUCCCGGCGCUACCAGUACCAUUUCCCCAGGGACCUGCAGUACUUCACCGCGGAGCCUCCGGAGAAGUGGAACUGCAGCUCCUGGGACGCCAGCGCCAUCCCCACCUACGAGGAGGCUCUGACCUGCAGACCUGCCCACGACACCGCAGCCUACAUCCCCCCGCCGGGGGGCAAGGAGGAGGAGCUCACUCCGCCCCUGUACCGCUACCUGGAGGAGGACGAGCGCUGGCAGUGCGGCCGCCGCCGCAGCUCCUCCGACAGCGCCUUGUUCCGCCCCAGCCCGUCCUGGAUGGAGAUGCAGGACCCGGGGGAGCCGCAGGAAACGCCCCCCCCCAGCUAUGAAAACAUCAGCGUCCGGGGGGUCUGAGCUGGAGGCUUUAAACCCAGCCCCUUCCUUUGCUUGUGGGUGAGGAGGGGAAAGGGUCUGCGGCUCCGCGGGCCG